Molecule: messenger RNA, 1366 nt
Organism: Pygocentrus nattereri (red-bellied piranha)
Lineage: Eukaryota; Metazoa; Chordata; Actinopteri; Characiformes; Serrasalmidae
Gene: ssbp3b
Product: single stranded DNA binding protein 3b
Exons: 17
Coding region: 129-1178 (349 amino acids)
Biological process (GO): positive regulation of transcription by RNA polymerase II
Cellular component (GO): nucleus
Molecular function (GO): single-stranded DNA binding; protein binding
Source: RefSeq, a predicted model, not a curated record
AGUCAGGUUGCGUUGCGGCGCUGUUAGUGUAGUUGAGUUGUGCGGGCAGGUCGGGGUCCCUGACAGAUGAAUUGUUGAAAACAGGGGGAAAAAGGGAAACGGGCCAUUCCUCCCCGUGCAAUAAAACCAUGUUUCCAAAAGGCAAAAGCUCCGUCGUGCCAUCGGACGGCCAGGCUCGGGAAAAGCUGGCCCUUUAUGUUUACGAGUACUUGCUACACAUCGGCGCACAGAAGUCAGCUCAGACCUUUCUGUCGGAGAUUCGAUGGGAAAAGAACAUCACUCUGGGAGAUCCUCCAGGGUUCCUGCAUUCGUGGUGGUGUGUGUUCUGGGAUCUGUACUGUGCGGCUCCAGAGAGGAGGGAUUCCUGUGAACAUUCGAGCGAGGCCAAGGCUUUCCAUGACUAUAGUGCUGCGGCAGCCCCCAGUCCGGUGCUGGGAAACAUGCCCCCGGGUGAUGGGAUGCCAGGUGGUCCGAUGCCCCCCGGAUUCUUCCAGCCUUUCAUGUCGCCUCGUUUCGGUGGAGGACCAAGACCCCCAAUCAGAAUGGGCAACCAGCCACCAGGGGGCGUUCCUGCAGCACAGCCCAUGCUCCCCAACAUGGACCCCAGAUUACAGGGGCCGAUGCAGAGGAUGAAUGUUCCUAGAGGGAUGGGGCCGAUGGGCCCUGGACCCCAGAAUUUCGGAGGAGGGAUGAGACCCCCACACAAUUCGAUGGGUCCAGGCAUGCCAGGAGUCGCUAUGGGUCCUGGGAAUGGCAGGCCACCAUGGCCUAAUCCUAACACUAACAAUAUGCCAUAUUCCUCACCGUCUCCUGGCGCCUAUGGGGGACCCCAAGGAGGUGGACCCCCAGGCACUCCUGGUAUCGUCCCAAGCCCUGCAGACUCCAACAACUCCAGUGAAAACCUGUACACCAUGAUGAACUCAGGAGGCGGCGGCCGAACUAAUUUCCCCAUAGGCCCAGGCUCAGAGGGCCCCCUAGGGGCCAUGGCUGGAAUGGACCCAAUGCAUAUGAAUGGAGGUUCUGGAGAUCUGGACGGACUUCCGAAGAAUUCCCCCAACAAUAUGAGCAACAUGAGCAACAACAUGGGCACCCCCAGAGACGACGAUGCUGGAGGCAGCUACCUACACUCCUUCCAGAAUGAGAACCAAUACUCUCCCUCCAUGACCAUGAGCGUGUGAGACGUGAUCGUGUGCCCUGGGGAAACACUCACAGUUGGCCAUCCAUUACAGAGAGACACGGAGAAACAUGUACAGGAUCCUCGAGGCCGCGUGCAACUGCCUCCGCUUUCGCCAGUGGUCUCCUGCAAUAUCACUGAUUUUUGAUUAUCACUUUUUCUUAUAAACAAACAUCCGCUCCCACCCCAACC